Messenger RNA from Gigantopelta aegis, 1010 nucleotides. RefSeq names its product DNA-directed RNA polymerase II subunit RPB4-like. The transcript has 5 exons. Gene Ontology annotation, biological process: mRNA export from nucleus in response to heat stress; transcription initiation at RNA polymerase II promoter; nuclear-transcribed mRNA catabolic process, deadenylation-dependent decay. Lineage: Eukaryota; Metazoa; Mollusca; Gastropoda; Neomphalida; Peltospiridae. Bases 41 to 454 code for a protein of 137 amino acids. Gene Ontology annotation, molecular function: translation initiation factor binding; nucleotide binding. Gene Ontology annotation, cellular component: P-body; RNA polymerase II, core complex. The record is from RefSeq and is a predicted model, not a curated record.
UCGAAAGCGUAAUACAUUAAAAGUAUCAGUAGAAACAAAAAUGGCAGCCGCUGACGAACAACUAGAAGAAGAUGCGGCAGAAUUGAAAUUUCCAAAAGAGUUUGAAAGUGCGGAGACUCUUCUCAUAUCAGAAGUGCAGAUGUUGUUGGAACACAGGAAGCAGCAGAACGAGAGUGCAGAGGAGGAGCAGGAACUGUCGGAAGUGUUCAUGAAAACUCUCAACUACUGCUCUCGGUUCAGCAAGUUCAAAAACAGAGAAACCAUCGCCGCUGUCAGGAGUUCACUGAUGCAGAAGAAACUUCACAAGUUUGAGCUUGCUGCACUGGCUAACCUUUGUCCAGAAACAGCUGAGGAAGCGAAAUCUCUUAUUCCCAGUCUGGAAGGGAGAUUUGAAGAUGAAGAACUGCAGGAAAUACUGGAUGACAUUAAGACAAAGAGAAGCUUCCAGUACUGAAACAUGCACGUUGUGAUGCCACAUUCAUGUGUUCUGUUUCACACAACGGGUGUUACAGACAGAACUAUACACUUUAGACCACAUGAAGAUAUCAUAUCAACAGGACUGGUCACUGGACAACUACCGGUCCCUGUACAAAUUGUUAACGGUAUACAUCAGUGGAAAACUGUCAUCAACAUUACUGAUUACAGUACAAUUUGUCAACACUACUGGUCACUGGACAAUUUGUCAACAUUACUGAUUACUGUACGUACAGUUUGUCAACAUUAUUGAUUACUGUACAGUUUUGUCAACAUUACUGAUUACUGUACAGUUUGUCAACAUUACUGAUUAUUGUACAGUUUGUCAACAUUACUGAUUACUGUACUAUUUGCAAUCAGAAUUAAUGAUCACUGUACAGUUUGUCAACUAUUUUCAUUUGACUUUUCAUCAACAUUAAUUAUCACUGUACAAUUUGUCACUGACAGUACUGAUCCCUGUACAACUUGUCAUCAAUAUUACUGUUAAUCAUUAAGCCUUGUACAUAUCUGUAAUGAUACAUUUUCUUAAAAAAUAA